UGGUGAGUCAGGUAGGAGGUCUCGGAAACCUCCACGAUACUUAGCUGACUAUGAGGUGACGCUUGAUUCUAUUUGUACUUUCAGGACAGUGACAAAGAUGCCUAGAGGGAGAGGCUAUUAUCCUAGCCGUAGAGAUAGAGGGUGGAACCGUGAUGACCGCCGAAAGAGAUCAAAUUGGCCAAGUGAGGAAAGGGGAGGCAGAAGCAGAGAUAGGAGCAGAGGUCGAAGUAGGGACAGGAGUCAAGAGCGAAGUAGUAAGUGGGCCCGCUGGGAUAUGGACAGAUCUUCUAGCCGAGAGACUGUGGGGUUGUUACAGUCUCUACCCCGUCAGGAACAUAGGUCCCACCCUCCAAGAUCAGAGAAAGACAGAACUCCCACACAACCAUUAGAUAACCCUCAGCCACAUAGGUCCCACCCCCCAAAACCAGAGAAAGAGUUGAAAGACAGUACUCCCAAACAACCACAGGAGAACCCUCAUCCAUCAGCCGGGGUAGACCCAUUUCCUAGAUACCCCCCUUCGCCUAAGAAGACAUUGAAGAACAUGGGGAAACCCUCGGGACAUACCCCAUCAGCCACUCAGACCACAGCAGAUGACCACAAAGCCUCCGUUGGUAAACAUUCCCCUAGUCCGCAGACUUUGGGCGCUCGUGGCAGGUCUCCCUCUCUAGGUCAAGUUCUAUCUGACCUACAUGCUUUAUCCACAGAUCAAGCCUCACAAGACAUCCCUAUUCAGUUUUCUGGUUCUAUACGGAGCCUAAUGGAUGAACUGUCUCAACAGAUGUUAUCUGGAAAAAAGGAUGCCAGUGAUUCCUUAGCUGGUGAAGCUAACAGUGACGCCAUAGUGAUCCCUAACGAUCUAUCGCUGGAUCCAGAAGAAGAACCUCUUUGGGGUGUGGAUUUGAGAAAGAGUAAGUCAUCCACCUGGGGUAAGGGAUCCGAGUAUAAAUCCAAAGAAUUUGUGAGUUCCACCCCAACUUCCAGCACUGAUGAUUAUUCCGAUACCGAAGUAACAGUCUCGGCAAGGAAGAAGAAUCCAACUACGACCAAAUCAGGCUCCGCUCUGAAGGAUUCUAUGGACAAGGGAGCCAAGGAUAAAGACCCCAAACGGGAUACAUCUGAGAAAAGCAUUCAGCCUCCGUCUGAUAAUAAGAAGGCGCCAGCUGGGGUCAGUGCUCGCCAUAAGCCCGACAUAAGAAAGGGGUCCUCCGGAAAGACUCCGCUACCCCCUAAGUCAGAUGUUAAGAAGCGGCCUACAGAGAACGCCCCACCACCCAGUAAAUCAGAUGUUAAACAGGGGCCAAUUGAAAAAGUUCCCCAACCCCCUAGGUCAGAUGCUAAGAAGCGGUCUUCCGAGAAUGCCGCCCCACCCCCUAAAACAGAUGUUAAACAGGGGCCGAUUGAAAAAGUUCCCCUACUCCCUAAGCCUGAUGUUAAGAAGUUACUCUCCACAAAAGCUAUGGCACCCCCUAAGUUAGAUGAUAAACAGGGGGCCAUAGAGAGGGCCAUGGUUACUCCCCCAAAGUCGUCGGAGCAAGACGCUACAGUGAAGGGAGGACAGACAAAAGAGUCUAAAGACAAGGUUGGAGAGGUUCGAGUCCAGAGCCAGGAUCCAACCCUUAUACUCCGAAGGGUCGAAGAAGUAUUAGCCCCAAUUAAAGUUGAGGUGCGCUUUAGAUAUUACGCCCGAGAUGGUCAAGUUCUUGAGGACCAUACACUUAUAACCAGGUACUCACAGUUAAAGAUAUAAAUAUGGACUCCAUCGGAGAUGUGUAUAGUUGAGUACAUAGCAUAAACAGUUAUAACAUAUAGAUAAAGCAUGAACAUAUAAUCAAACAGUGUAUAUAGUGAACUAUCUCGUAUAGACAGUUGUAAUUUAUAUAUAUAGUUCUGGAGGACCAUACACUUAUACCUUAUAACCAGGUACUCACAGUUACAGAUAUAAACAUGGACUUCAUCGCAGAUGUGUAUAGUUGAGUACAUAGACUAAACAGCCUUUCAGUUACAACUUAUACCGAUAAAGCAUGAGCAAACAGUGUAUAUAGUGAAGUAUCUCGUAUGGACAGAUGUAAUUUAUAUAUAUAUAGUUCUUGAGGACCAUACACUUAUAACCAGGUGCUCACAGUACAGAUAUAAACAUGGACUUCAUCGCAGAUGUGUAUAGUGGAGAACAUAGCAUAAACAGUUAUAACAUAUAGAUAAAGCAUGAACAUAUAAUCAAACAGUGUAUAUAGUGAACUAUCUCGUAUAGACAGUUGUAAUUUAUAUAUAUAGUUCUUGAGGACCAUACACUUAUAACCAGGUACUCAAAGUUACAGAUAUAAACAUGAACUUCAUCGCAGAUGUGUAUAGUGGAAAACAUAGCAUAAACAGUUAUAACGUAUAUAGAUAAAGCAUGAACAUAUAAUCAAACAGAGUAUGUGGUGAACUACCUCGUAUAAACAGUUGUAAUUAGUAUAUAUAAAAAGAAAAAUCAUGCAUGGACAAUGUGUUAAUGAGAGUGAGCAGUAGACAGUCGUCUUUGCAUAUGAACAGUAAUUACAUAGAUAUAUUUUUAUAACAAACAAAAGUUUUAUUUUUGUACUCAUAUUAUAGAUAACUCUCAUGUUAAAACAUAAGUUAACUAAACAAAGUUAUCACUGUUACUUGGAAGACAGUAAUUUAG
Owenia fusiformis is the source of this 2662-nucleotide messenger RNA. The record is from the annotation of a GenBank genome assembly. NCBI's taxonomy places the organism in Eukaryota, Metazoa, Annelida, Polychaeta, Sabellida, Oweniidae.